AUGGCGCAUUACAAAGGAGCAGCCAGUGAAGCUGGUAGAGCAAUGCAGUUGAUGAAAAAACGUGAAAUAGCGCAACAAGAGAUUGAAUUGCGUAAAAAAAAAAUAGAGGAUGAUCUAAAAAUUCACAAUAUUGAAAAUAAAUUCGCUACACACUACAAUGCAGUCGAACAACAACUUAAAACAUCGACCAUCGGUCUGGUUACUCUUAAUGAGAUGAAAGCGAAGCAGGAGAAUAUUGUGCGUGAACGAGAAAGAAAACUGGCUCAGAAGGAACGUGAGAAAGAGCAGGAAAAAGAACGAGCGCUGGCUGCCAAGCAGGCUGAAAAGAAUAAACAGAAACGACAGAUACAGGCGCUGUCUUUUAGUUUGGAUGAGGAUGAAGAUGAAGCCGAGUCUGAUGAAGAUGAAGGUGAUAAAGCUGAAGUUGAAGUAGUUCAAAAAUCAGAUGAUGAUUCAGAAGAUUCUUGCCAACCAAUUAAAAAGAUCAAGAAGAAUCCAGAUGUUGAUACGAGUUUUUUGCCCGACAGAGAAAGAGAAGAAGAGGAAAACCGUCUGCGAGAGGAGUUGAGGCAAGAAUGGGCUAUGAAGCAAAAUGCUUUGAAAGAGGAAGAAAUUGAAAUUACUUUCAGUUAUUGGGAUGGAUCUGGACACAGGAGAAGUGUUUUUAUGAAAAAAGGGAAUUCAAUUUAUCAACUAUUACAACGCUGUUUGGAAGUACUGAGACGUGAAUUCAGUGAAUUGAAGACUGUAAUGGCUGAUCAACUGAUGUAUGUUAAAGAAGAUUUGAUUCUUCCUCACCAUUAUACAUUUUAUGACUUUAUCGUGACAAAGGCGAGAGGAAAGAGUGGACCAUUAUUCACAUUUGAUGUACACGAUGACAUUCGUAUGUUACAUGACGCGUCUGUAGAGACAGAAGAAUCGCAUGCUGGAAAAGUUUUGCUAAGAUCUUGGUACGAAAGAAAUAAACACAUCUUCCCAGCAAGCAGAUGGGAGCCAUUCGAUCCGACAAAGAGUUAUGAUAAGUACACAAUCUCUGACAAGAAUAAGAAAAAAGAUAAACCAUAGUUUUUUUUUUUUUUUUUUUUUUUUUUAAAUAUAUUAAUGAUUAUUUGA
Messenger RNA from Cotesia congregata, 1113 nucleotides. Lineage: Eukaryota; Metazoa; Arthropoda; Insecta; Hymenoptera; Braconidae. The record is from the annotation of a GenBank genome assembly.